Messenger RNA from Alosa sapidissima (American shad), 6706 nucleotides. RefSeq names its product solute carrier family 12 member 2 (gene slc12a2). Lineage: Eukaryota; Metazoa; Chordata; Actinopteri; Clupeiformes; Clupeidae. Bases 518 to 3973 code for a protein of 1151 amino acids. Gene Ontology annotation, biological process: chloride ion homeostasis; chloride transmembrane transport; cell volume homeostasis. The transcript has 27 exons. Gene Ontology annotation, molecular function: ammonium channel activity; sodium:potassium:chloride symporter activity. Gene Ontology annotation, cellular component: membrane. The record is from RefSeq and is a predicted model, not a curated record.
GGACUCGCUGGAGUCUAGGAGGAGUUGCGGCAAGGUCGGGGAAGCAUCCUUUGACUGUAAACGCCGAAAUCGACCAGCCACGGGAUCAAUUAACAUUAAAAACACAUUUCAAAGCUUUAAGACCGAGGAUUGACUCGGCUAUUUUACUUUCGCCGAGGAACAUCAGGUGGAGCUGAAAGCAGACACCUUCCUCAUACAGAGGUUGUUGAGUGAGCUAGCAUUGUCCAUUUGUGUCCGCAUGUCUGGAGUCGUGUUGCCAGUUUCAACGAGGUAAAGCGGCAGUCGCCCUCAGAAUUUGAAGGCACGUUUCCUGUGAACGAGCAUUCAGGCGGUCUUUCACCACCAGGGAAGUGAACGGGAUUGUGCCUGCGACUUCUAUGUUCGGGACAUCUGGUACAGAGGCUGUAACAUCAGUUUAGUGUAGUUGUCGCGAUCGGACACGGGUUGAGUUUAACAUUGAGCUCGCUGUUGUUUUUAAAAUCCCACCCUCUGCUGACUGGUAACGUUAAUAUUAGCCAUGUCAGACCCAGCGUCGCCGGCUGACUCUCCCGCCCUGGGGGAUCAUGCCCCGCCAGAAUCCGAGGGGCUGACCGUGGAUACUGGAUUGAAACCUGCUGGUCCAACACCAAGCCAAAGUCGGUUUCAAGUGGAUCUGGUGACAGAAGCAGCCAGCUUAGCGGCUGGAGGUGAUAAAACACCCGGCUCGGAUGCUUCUACAAAUGCAUCUGGCGAUAAAGCCGCUCCCGUCGCGGAGGAAGCAGCUAGCGGCGAGGAGGCGAAAGGCAGAUUUCGGGUAGUGAACUUUGUAGAUCCAAGCGGGGCUGAUAGCCCACCAGACGGUGUGGCCCCUGAGGGUUUCCAGAAUGGAGACACCGUCAUGAGUGAAACUAGCCUGCAUUCGUCCACCGGAGGCCAGCACCAAUAUCACUAUGACACUCACACCAACACCUAUUACCUGAGGACUUUUGGUCAUAACACCAUAGAUGCGGUUCCGAACAUCGACUUUUACCGGCAAACUGCAGCGCCCUUGGGCGAGAAGCUGAUCAGACCCACCCUAUCGGAGCUGCAUGACGAGUUGGACAAGGAGCCGUUUGAAGAUGGCUUCGCCAACGGAGAGGAGCUGACCCCGGCCGAGGAGGCGGCAGCCAAGGAGGCGUCCGACUCCAAGGGCGUGGUGAAGUUCGGAUGGAUCAAAGGCGUGUUGGUGCGAUGCAUGUUGAACAUUUGGGGGGUGAUGCUCUUCAUCCGCAUGACAUGGAUCGUGGGCCAGGCGGGAAUCGUGUACUCCUGCCUUAUUGUUGCCAUGGCUACCGUGGUGACCACCAUUACUGGCGUCUCAACAUCUGCGAUUGCGACGAACGGCUUUGUACGAGGAGGAGGGGCCUACUACUUGAUAUCAAGAAGUUUAGGUCCCGAAUUUGGAGGAUCCAUUGGCCUAAUCUUCGCCUUCGCCAACGCUGUGGCAGUAGCCAUGUAUGUUGUGGGCUUUGCUGAAACGGUGGUGGAGCUUCUCCAUUCCGUGGAUGCCGUCAUGCUAGACCAAACGAAUGAUGUUCGGAUCGUCGGAACCAUCACAGUCAUUCUCCUCCUGGGUAUCUCUGUCGCAGGGAUGGAGUGGGAGGCCAAGGCCCAGAUAUUCCUACUAUUCAUCUUGAUCUCUGCCAUUUUCAAUUACUUCAUCGGCUCCUUUAUCAAAGUAGAGUCGAAGAAAGCCUAUGGCUUCUUUGGUUACGACGGUACUAUCCUGUGGGAGAACCUGACUCCAGACUUCCGAGGGGAGACGUUUUUCUCUGUGUUUUCAAUCUUCUUCCCAGCUGCCACUGGCAUUCUUGCUGGUGCCAACAUCUCAGGAGAUCUUGCGGAUCCACAGCAGGCCAUCCCAAAGGGAACACUUCUUGCCAUUCUCAUUACUGGGAUUGUUUACAUGGGUGUGGCCAUCUCCACAGGCGCCUGCAUUUCUCGUGAUGCCCCCGGACCUACUGUCACACUUAACAUGACGACUGGAUUUGUCAACUGCACCGAUUUCUCCUGCAUGGACUUCUCCUAUUGCAAACCUGCAGAGGGAAAGAUCGAGUCCAUCUGCAAGUUUGGCCUUCACAAUGACAUGCAGGUCAUGAGCACGGUGUCUGGCUUCUCCCCACUCAUCACCGCAGGCAUCUUCUCAGCCACGCUCUCGUCAGCCUUGGCCUCGCUGGUCAGUGCCCCCAAAGUGUUCCAGGCUCUAUGCAAAGACAAUAUCUACCCAGGAAUCGGCUGGUUCGGCAAGGGCUUUGGCAAGAACAACGAGCCCCUGAGAGGCUACAUUCUCACCUUCUUCAUCGCCCUGGGCUUCAUUCUCAUUGCGCAGUUGAACGCAAUCGCUCCCAUCAUCUCAAACUUCUUCCUGGCCUCGUAUGCCCUGAUCAACUUCUCUGUGUUCCAUGCGUCCCUCGCCAACUCUCCAGGCUGGCGUCCCAGCUUCAAGUACUACAACAUGUGGGUGUCUCUGGCCGGGGCAGGCCUGUGCUGCGUGGUCAUGUUCGUCAUCAACUGGUGGGCUGCCCUGCUCACCAACGUCAUCGUAAUGUCCCUCUACAUCUAUGUCAGCUACAAGAAGCCUGAUGUCAACUGGGGAUCCUCCACCCAGGCGCUGACCUACCACCAGGCCCUGACCCACAGCCUGCAGCUCUGUGGAGUGGCCGACCACGUCAAGACCUACAGACCUCAGUGCCUGGUGAUGACCGGUGCCCCUAACGCUCGGCCAGCUCUGCUCAACCUGGUGCAUGCCUUCACCAAGAACGUGGGCCUGAUGGUCUGCGGACAUGUCCGUAUUAGCAACCGCAAGCCCAACUUCAAAGAGCUAAACAAUGACCUGGUGCGCUACCAGCGCUGGCUCCUCAACAACAGCUCCAAAGCUUUCUACACACCUGUACUGGCUGAGGACCUGAGACAAGGCACACAGUAUCUGCUGCAGGCGGUUGGACUGGGUCGGCUCAAGCCCAACACCCUGGUGAUUGGCUUCAAGAACGACUGGAGGGAGGGAGACCUGAAGGAUGUGGAAACCUACGUCAACCUCAUCCACGAUGCCUUUGACUUGCAGUACGGCGCAGUCAUCCUGAGGCUGAAAGAAGGCCUGGACAUCUCCCAUAUUCAAGGACAAGACGAUACUUCAGUGAUGAAGGAUAUGGUAGUAUCCAUCGACAUGAGCAAAGACUCGGACGGCGACUCCUCCAAGCUCUCCUCCAAAGCCACCAGCGUUCAAAACAGCCCCGCCGUCCAGAAAGAUGAUGAUGACGACGGCAAAGCCCCUACCCAGCCCCUGUUGAAAAAAGACAAGAAGAGCCCGACCAUGCCUCUGAACAUGGCUGAUCAGAAACUGCUGGAGGCAAGUCAGCAGUUCCAGAAGAAGCAGGGCAAAGGCACCGUGGAUGUGUGGUGGCUGUUCGACGAUGGUGGUCUCACCCUGCUCAUCCCAUACCUGCUGACCAAUAAGAAGAAGUGGAAGGACUGCAAAAUUCGUGUCUUCAUCGGCGGCAAGAUUAACCGCAUCGACCACGACCGCAGAGCGAUGGCUACACUUCUCAGCAAGUUCAGGAUAGACUUCUCCGACAUCAACGUCCUCGGCGAUAUCAACACCAAGCCCAAGUCGGAGAAUGUGGCUGCCUUCGCCAAUCUGGUUGAGCCGUAUCGACUGAAGGAGGACGACAUGGAGCAGGAGGCGGCCGAGAAACUCAAGGCCGAGGAGCCCUGGAGGAUCACAGACAACGAGCUGGAGCUGUACAAGGCCAAGAGCAAUCGGCAGAUAAGGCUGAAUGAACUGCUGAAGGAGCACUCAAGCACAGCAAACCUCAUUGUCAUGAGCAUGCCCCUGGCUAGGAAAGGGGCCGUGUCCAGUGGUCUGUAUAUGGCCUGGCUGGAGACUCUGUCCAAGGACCUCCCUCCCAUGCUGCUGGUGCGUGGCAACCACCAGAGCGUCCUGACCUUCUACUCUUAAGAAGAAAGCACACACACACACACACACACACACACACACACACACACACUACUUCAGGCACGCACACACACCUCCACCCUACCCGCUGUCUUGACCCUUCACAGCUCCUCCUCAUCACUCACACACACACACACACACACACUCACAAGACACUCAUGGGGAUGAAGACGAGCAGCCGGUGGGAUGAUGUAAUGGUGGGAACGACAUUAAUAAUGGUGGUGGUAGGAGAGCGUACCUCUGGGACGCUGGAGGGAGGGAGGGGUGGGGGUGGAGGGAGGGUUGGGGUCCAACUGUCUGGCGUCACUGCAGUUGGCCAUCUUGGUUCCCGUGGAAACGCAGGGUACGUUCUGCACCCCUGUUCCAUCUUGGUCAUGGAAGAGGUGAAGAGAACAAUCUUCAAAGGUCAAUUUAUUUUUAAUUUCAUUGUUUGUUUUUUUUCUUCAUUCUUAUUUUUUCUUUAUUUGUGUUCUCAAAGAAAGGCACCUGAAUAUGCAGAGGUCAUGCUUGAUAUUGAAUUGUUAUUAUUCAUAUGAUGAUUUGUCAUUAUUAUUUUUAAUACUACAACGACAAUUUCAAUUACCGUCACUGUCACUGUUUCUAAGUUAUUUUUCAUUUUUUUGCUGCAGUUAUCAGCAAUAAACACCCUUGUCUCCUUUUGCCUCACAUGGAACAAAACCAUACAAAAUGCUUUUGCAACACCAUUAAUAGCCUUAAAGACGUGCCUUCCAGUUCAAUCAAAUUACAUUAUUAUUAUUAUUAUUAUGAUGAAAAAAACAAACACUUUUUGCCCUUGAUUGAUAAAAAAAAUGUGUAGGCAAAUGAGUAUUUUUUAUUGGGUUUUAAUUUGUUUAUGUUUUUAUUUAUUUAGGGUUGUUUUUUUAUGCGAGUGGACUUUUGACGUUUCACUUUGACAAAACUGCUCCACUUCUAAGCAUAAAAAAAAAGCUUUAUUUCUUCUGGUGGGAUUUAUUUGUGUGCGAUUGCCUCUAAUUGGUUUUUCUUUUCUGUACUUCAUGUAACUUUGGGUCUUCCGCUAGAAGCUGUGAUGGGAUGAGAUUAAUGUUCACUGUACAGUGCCCUCCAAUACCUUUAGUGAUGCUCGAAAAGGAGUUAGCUAUCGCUCGGAUGGCAGAUACCAUCCUCUUCCUGCUGUAUUGACCUUUGGGAUAAUGUCCAUACCGUAGGACUAUUUAAGUAUACUGUAGGACUGUUUUGAGUAUACUGUAGAGCCUAAAGGCAGUUUUGAAGAGCAAUGUUUGUUUUGACGGUAUUGUUUUGCCUGUAGAGAAGAGCUGCCAUUUGUUUGCUGAAAGAAUGGAUUGCUGUAGGGCCAUCGAAGCUGCUAGCAUUAUGAGAGGAGUUCCAAAAACAACAACAUAAAAAAAAAAAAAGCAAAACAAUAAAAAAAAAAGCAAGCAAAGUCUGAAGCCUCCUUUUCAGUGGCCUCCUUGUUAAAACACAACUCCAUGAACAAACAGGUGUGUUAGCAAACAAACAUGACUUUGCCUUAAAAACAUAGAAGUAAUGAUUGUUUGUGUAACUUGAUUCCCCUCAUAUAAAUAUAUAAGCCAUACUGGCUGAUUCAAUAGCAGGUCAAAUGCAAGUUGUAGCUAGUGCAAUUAAGUGCAUAGGUAGAAUGUAAUGUCUUUGUACAUUAUCCCCUCAACACCUGAAACAACAUGUAAAUAUAGUGUACGGUAUGAACUAAAAUACUACAUUUUUAGAUUUUGCCCAUUGUCAGAUUAAUAGCAUUUCUGCUCAGUGAAGUUUGGUUACAGACAUGCACGCUGUGUAGACCACAGGCACACUGGUGGAGGUUGUUGGUCCAAGUCAGGACAACCUAACCAGUGUUUUGUGUCGCGUCGUGUGAAACUGUAAAAGGCGUUUCAGUUCUCUGGUCGAAACUUCGGGCUCUCGAGCCACACAUCGCUGUUUUUUAUUUAUUAUUUUGUUUAGUUUUAUUUUAUUAAAGGUGGUGUUUUUAGCAUGGUGGUGUGGUGGGGGUGAGUUGCAUUUUUCAUGCCACAUUUGCAGAUUCAAAGAUGUCGUGGAGCAGGGUAGAGAUGUUGGUCGAAGCUAACAUACGAAUGUUGCACACAGUGAGCAGCCUCUGAAUCCAAUGGAUACAUACCUCUAUGCAGGUGAACUGUUGCUGGCGCUUAAAGUAGUUUUUUUCUAAUAUUAUUAUUAUUAUUAUUAUUAUUAUUAUUAUCAUUACAGCUCCGCUCACCUUAAUAUUUUUUUCAACUUUGGAGCUUCUAUACCCAUACUGUGGGGUUUGUCCUUAACAUGGCUUUUUUCUGUCAGCAUGUCCAAGUGCCCAGAGGAGUCAAAAUCUGUCUUUCCAGGAAGGUUCUCGAAAAUGUUUUAUUUUUUACCUCAGAGCUCUCUGGUUGGUAUGUCACUGAGCUGAUUCUCUGGGAUGAAAAGCAGCUCAACGACGAUACAAUCAACUCUUAUGUUAGUGUUAACUCUGCCAAACUCCCCUCUUGUGUUGCUGUCGCUCGAGAAUGGGUUCUGUCUCUUCAUUGCUCCGUGUUGUGUAACUGUAGUCGGGGAGUGGUGCUCUCCUGGUGUAGUGUUUUAUGCUGUACUGGUUGCCCAGGUCAGAGCCGAGGAACUGAUUUCUCUUAGUUUUCCUCACCUCGGGUAAGAAUGUCCGUGUUACUGUAAGGAAAGGUCAGUCUUUUUGAAUGUAAACACUCCUUAGUCACAAAAGAUUAUUUAAAAAUG